Molecule: messenger RNA, 3886 nt
Organism: Bursaphelenchus okinawaensis
Lineage: Eukaryota; Metazoa; Nematoda; Chromadorea; Rhabditida; Aphelenchoididae
Source: the annotation of a GenBank genome assembly
AUGCGAGUUCUAAGAUUAUCCACAAGACAUUUACGACAAUGUCGUCGAUAUUCGUCUGAAAUCCAGACUGAUUCAGCUCAGCGAGAGGUCAAAAAAGAGCCAGAGGUUCCAAAAUUCUUGUCGAAUGCUCAAGUUUUGGAAGAUAAACGGGUUCCUGUCGAAAAGAAGUCGAUUUCCAGAGGGUUGAUGCUUAAUAGGUUUGAAAAGGUAAGUUCUUGGCUUAUUUUUGAUAUGUUUAUGUUGGAAGUCUUGCUUAUAUUGAAGGAUACACUUGACUUGGUAUACCUGGUUCAUGAAUGAUAUUGUGUUACUUUCAGGAUUUCUUGAUCUAUCCAGAGCUAGAUGACAAGAAGGCAGCAGACAACAUUCAAGCUUAUUGUCGGCAUUUAAAAUAUGUUUUGGAAGUUGCAUGUAAGUUGGUUUUUCUUUUGUUGUUUUAUGUUUAGGUCGAGAUCAGAAGUUUAUUUAAUGGAGAACAAGGUUGUUUGGAUAGGAAAUAUGGAUCUUUAUACUUUAUUAGUUAUAAUAAGUGCUAUUUUUUACAUUAUGUAAUGUAAGAAAGCACAGUUAUUUUGUUUUAGCGGAUAUAUGUAUCUUUUUAGCUUGAGAUGGAGGUAUGAGCGAGUAAUUUGGUGAAGAAAAGGUUUUUAGCAUUGUAACUGUCAAUUUUUUUAAUUAGUUAGACGCCAAAGAACAUUUUUAGAUUGAGAUUGAAAGAAGUGGCGAUAUAUUUUUAAUUUAAGCUUGUUUUAUAUCGUCAGUACAUCAAGACAUCAAAGUUGAUAGGUAAACAAAAAACAAGCUUUAAUUUCUCAAAAUUUAGAUUCAGAUCAUUAAAAUUAAUUUCAAAACAGUUUCCAAAGUCUAUUUUUUAAUUUCAGUAAAAAGCAAUGAUCCAAUAGCGUCAGUAAAUCAAGUUUUGCUUCAAAACUAUGUCUUUGCUGCCUAUGUCAAGAAGGAAUUUGGUGGUAUGGAGAUGAAUAGGCGAGAAAUCAUGUGUGUAAAUGAAGUUAUUGGGAAUCAAGAUUUGUCUUCAUUUUGUAAUGUGUCUUCUGUUCAAUUGGCUACGUUUCUGAUUCAGAAUUUUGGGAAUGAAGAGCAGGUUAAGCGACUGUUACCCAAAGUUGGCACUGGACAAAUUCGAGUCGCUUUGGGGACGGAUAACGUUAGGUGAGGGUUUUAAAGCAAGAAGAAUUGGAUGUUGAAUUAUUUUUGGUUUUGACUUGUGUUUUACAUGUUUUCUGAUAAAAAAAUUUGAUAUUAACCAUGAGUUCUUUAGUGAAAGCCGGAGUUUAAGAGUGUCAACGUUUAAUGACAAGUUAUUACUUAAUGGUAAAGUUGAGAAUUUAAUAAAUGGAGCAGAUGCGGACAUAUUUUUGUGUUUUGCGUUGGAGAAGAACGAUGAAGGCAAAGAAACGAUCGGAUGUUAUAUUGUGGACAAGGAUAAUAUCAAGGGGAAAGUGAAGAUUGAAAGUGCGAGGAAAACGAUGGGUUUGGAGAAUGUUAAAUGUAAGUUGAGUCUGCAAAUUUAUUUUUAAAAAUAUUUUUUAUUUUUAAUGUCAGAAAAGUCUUGUCGUUUUUUAAGCUGUGAACUUGUGUUGAUUUACGACAAGACUUUUAAAAAAUUUUAUUGAUGAAGUGAGAUUUCAAAAUUUAAGCUUACUUUUUCAGUUUCAAACAUCAAAUUCUCGAACGUCGAGUUGUCGCCAUUAGAUAAGUUGGAGAACAACCUAACCGGCGACCAAAUCUUCGCCAGUAUAGCAGAAAUGAAUCGCUCACUCAAUGCCUCAGGCGCUAUAGGAGCAAUGAAGAGAGUACUGGCCGACCUAUCCAUAAAAGCCAAUAGAACAAUGUCGGGAAGACAUAAAACGUUGUCACAAAACUCUGCUGUGAUAUCAGUGGUCAACACCUUGGUCAGAGAGAUUCACUACAUCGAAAGUGUACUAUACUACAUUAAUGGGUUGAGUGAUGAACAACUCUUUGUUGUUAAUGAUUUGGAAAGCAUGAUUGUUGAGGUGGGCUUAUAUUUUGUUGAAGGGAUUAUUAUAUGGCAUUUAAUAGGCGAUUUUUGGCUUUUUUAGAGGAUGUUAAUUAAAAAUUUAUUUUUUUUUCGUUUUUACUUAAAAAUUUAUAUUUUUUAUCUUUUUUUGAUUCAAAAUGGAAAUCUUAGUUUUUGUUACCUAAAAUUUUAUCUUUUUUUGUUUUUUUUUAUUCAUAGUUGGAUAAUCUUACUUUUUGUUACUUAAAAAUUAGUUUUUUUUGCUUUUUGUUACCUAGAAUUAGAAAAUAUUACUUUUUGUUACCCAAAAUAUUGAUUUUUUAUCUCUAUAAUAAAAAAAUUUUACUUUGUGUUAUCUAAAAAUUAAAAAUUUUACUUUUUGAUACUAAAAAAUGUACGUUUUAUACCUAGAAAUUGAUAAUUUACAUUUUGUCACCUAACAAUUGUAAAAUUCAUAUUUUUUUUAUUAAAAAUUGAAAUCUUUUGUUUUUGUUACCUAAAAUUUUAUUUUUUUGUUUUGUUUAAAUUUAAAGUAGGAUAAUCUUACUUUUGCUACCUAAAAAUUCAUUUUUUGUUUUUUGUUACCUAAAAUUAAAAAAUUUUACCUUUUGUAACCAAAAAUAUCGUUUUUUCACUUUUUUUUUUAAAAUUAAAAAAUUUUACUUUUUGUUACCUAAAAAUUGAUUUUUAUUCUUUUGUUAUCUAAAAUGUUAAAGUUUGACUUUUCGUCGAAUAAAAAUUGCUUUUUUCCACUUUUUUUAACUGAAAAGUUUUAAUUUUACGUUUGAUAUUUAGAGAUUGAAAUUUACUUUUUGUCGCCUAAAAUUUGAUUUUUUAAUUUUUUUUGUUACUUAAAAAUAUAUUUUUUAUAUUUUACGUACUGAUAUUAAAUUCAAUUUUUAGAAGCUAGUAUGCUCAGCUCUUCGAAAAACCAUUCUAAGUUUGACAGAGGUUAUGGGUAUAACAUCGGUGGAUUCGGACCUUCCAUACAAUAAAUGGCUUCGAGAUGUGGCCACGUUUUCUUGUCUCCUCAACAAUGAGCACAAACUAUCGGCCGAAAUCACAAAACACGUCGUACAGAACAUGAAAGACGAGAAUAUGAAAUGGCACUUCCCUGCAUCACGUCUUAUGUUCAUGUUCGUACCUCAAUCCUCAACUUUCAAGCCUCUACCCACCAAAAUGACUCAUUUCAUAGCUGAACAUGUUCACUAUUCUCUCAAAAACUGUGCCACCAGGUUCGAAUUCGGGAUGGGACAAUGUCAAGAAGCUGUCUACAAAACUCUGGGCAAGAAUAAAUAUCAAAUUCCGACCGGUAAAGAGAGGCAGAUCGAGAACAUCAUAUCUGAAAUGACAGUACAACAAGUUUUAUGUGCUGCUCUGUUGGCAAGAACAUCAAGAAGCUACUCGAUUGGUCUAAAGAAUGGUGAUGUAGAGUUCCAAUGGACAAAUGAAUAUGGACUGAAGUUCGAACGGUCGAUCAGGGUGAAUAUCCGAGAGUUGUGGCAUGUGUGGAAGAUGAAGGACUACAAUAAGCCGGUUGUUCAUAAGGUUUACCCUUUCAAACUACCUCAAGCGCUUCAGAAGGCUGUGGAAGAUGAAAGAGGAUUUGAAUUUGAUUUUGAAGGAACAAUGGCUGAAGAUGGUGAAGAUAAGAUAAAGGAUGAUUUAAAAGAUGAAGUUAAGGCGGAUUCAGAUGACCAUUUUGAAAAUCAUGUUGAUUAUGAAAAGAAGAAUGGUGAAAAGUUAGAAAAAGAACGUGAUAAUGGAGAAGAAGUAGGGAAGGAACAUGAUAAUGGCCAAGAAGUAGGGAAAGAACGUGAUAAUGACCAAGAAGUAGAGAAAGAGCAAGCAAAAGGUCAUGAAAUGAAGCAGGAAGCUCGACGUUAG